ACCUUUGUCCAAAUAUUUUAUCAGGGCAAGGAUGUACGGAUGGCCAAAUACUUAUGUAUUCACAAAAGCAAUGGGAGAGAUGCUUAUAGGGCAUCUAAAAGAAAAUGAAUCUGUGGUUAUCUUACGUCCUACCAUUGUUACCAGUACUUUCAAAGAACCUUUCCCCGGUUGGGUUGAAGGGAUAAGGACUAUUGACAGUCUAGCAGUUGGCUAUGGUAAGGGAAAACUUACUGUCUUUCUUGGUGAUCUUCAGGCAGCCCUUGAUUUGAUACCCGCAGACUUUGUGGUGAAUUCUAUAAUAGUGGCAAUGGUAGCUCAUGCAAAUCAACCUUCUGAUGUGAUUUACCAAGUGGGUUCUUCAGCAAGCAAUCCUAUGAGAAACUUGGAUCUUCAAGACUACGGCUAUCGUUACUUCUCCCAAACACCAUGGAUUAAUAAGGAUGGAAAACCUGUCAAGGUUACCAAGGCUUUGGUAUUAGGCGACAUGGCCAGCUUCGAAAGAUACAUGGCCCUUCGUUAUUUGCUUCUACUGAAGGGACUAGAAGUGGUGAAUGUAGCGCUUUGCAAGUAUUUUCAGGGCACGUAUAUCAAUCUCAGAAGAAAGAUCAACUUUGUGAUGCGAUUGGUGGAACUGUACAAGCCUUACUUGUUUUUUGGGGGCAUCUUUGAUGACAUGAACACAGAGAGGCUGCGAAUGGCAUUAAGAGAAAGUAGUGCAGAGGCAGAUUUGUUUUGCUUCGAUCCAAAAUGCAUCAAAUGGGACGAGUACUUUCUGAAUGUCCAUUUACCUGGUAUCGUAAAAUAUGUUUUUAAGUGAUAUCCACAAGUGGAUUAUAGUAUUGUGUUUUCAGAGUUUGUACUACUUUUAAAAACACGUGUGUUCCUCUAGAGUAACUUACUUAGAAAUAUCUGUUCAACGCAGUCUAUUAUUGCUGCAAAUUUAUUUGAGAACUUUGGCAAGUGAUAUGUUCUAGUGUUGUACUAAGGGAUGUGAUGGAUUUCUGUUACCAAUAUGAUAAUGAAUUAAAUAUAUAUAUAUAUAA
Molecule: messenger RNA, 1043 nt
Organism: Quercus lobata
Lineage: Eukaryota; Viridiplantae; Streptophyta; Magnoliopsida; Fagales; Fagaceae
Product: fatty acyl-CoA reductase 3-like
Exons: 5
Coding region: 32-817 (261 amino acids)
Biological process (GO): suberin biosynthetic process; long-chain fatty-acyl-CoA metabolic process
Cellular component (GO): intracellular membrane-bounded organelle
Molecular function (GO): alcohol-forming very long-chain fatty acyl-CoA reductase (NADP+) activity
Source: RefSeq, a predicted model, not a curated record